Messenger RNA from Anneissia japonica, 4799 nucleotides. Its product is annotated as copine-8-like. The transcript has 17 exons. Gene Ontology annotation, cellular component: plasma membrane. Bases 189 to 1856 code for a protein of 555 amino acids. NCBI's taxonomy places the organism in Eukaryota, Metazoa, Echinodermata, Crinoidea, Comatulida, Comatulidae. The record is from RefSeq and is a predicted model, not a curated record. Gene Ontology annotation, biological process: cellular response to calcium ion. Gene Ontology annotation, molecular function: calcium-dependent phospholipid binding.
AGAGUAUUGUAAUCAGAACAUGGACCUAUAAUAAUUGAACUCCUACUGAUCUUGGUACGUGCGGUAGUCGUACAUCCUGGAAUUGACUGGGAAAGUAUGUGUCAUGGAUGAUUUGUAAACAUUUAUUGCAAUAACACAAACAGUUAUUUCUUAUUCAGUAGCAGACUUGGAAAGACGAUUAUCACGAAAUGAAUAGUUCAGGAGGAGGGUUUCAGCCAGGCUCGGCAACAGCUAAUCCAUCGACGAAAGUGGAGCUCACUGUAUCGUGUCGAAAACUUCGAGAUAUGGAUGUGUUUUCAAAGUCGGAUCCAUUUUGUGUCUUCUACACUGUAAAUCCUCGUACAGGACAAUAUCAAGAAAGUGGACGUACGGAGACUAUCGAUAAUAAUCUAAACCCAGAUUUUGCUCGAAAGUUUGUUGUGGAUUAUUUUUUCGAACAACACCAGCCUUUGAAAUUUGAUGUUUACGAUGCAGACUCAAAAAGUAAUAAUCUAUCAAGCCAUGAUUUCAUCGGCUCAGCCCAGUGCACCCUGGGACAAAUUGUCGGAGCCCAGGGGUCAAGAUUGGUAAAAGAUCUUAGGAGCAAUCAAACUAAGUAUGGAACUAUUAUUAUCACUUAUGAAGAAUUGAGCUCCUGCAAGCAGGAUGAAGCCCAGAUGCAGUUUCAGGGCAUAAAGCUAGCCAAGAAAGAUCUUUUCGGUAAAUCUGACCCAUACCUCAUCUUCUAUCGCUGCAAUGAAAAUAUGAGUUUUACAGUGGCAUACAGAACAGAUGUUAUCAAGAAUACUCUGAAUCCAGUGUGGAAACCAUUCACGGUGCCUCUGAGAACUCUGUGUAAUGCAGACCUCGAUAGAACUAUCAAAGUAGAAUGCUGUGAUUGGAACAGAGAUGGCAGUAUUGAUUUAAUUGGUGAAUUCAAGACCAACAUGCGGAGGUUUAUUGAAGGAAGUCAAACAGAUAACAUAUAUAAGUUAACCAAAGAGAAGAGUAAGAAGAAGGGCAAGACAUAUGGUACUAUAUCACUAUUGAGCUGUCGGGUACAAAAAAUGUUUUCAUUCCUGGAUUACAUUCAAGGAGGGAUGGAGCUUAGUUUUGUGGUGGCCAUAGACUUCACUGCUUCCAAUGGUGCCCCACAAGCCCCAAAUUCUCUGCAUCACAUUAACCCUCAUAUUCCUAACCAGUACGAGCAAGCCAUCCAAUCAGUGGGCCUGAUCAUUCAAGAGUAUGACACGGAUAAGCUCUUCCCAGUAUUCGGCUUUGGAGCAAAGCUUCCUCCUGAUGGAAGGAUUUCCCAUGAUUUUCCCGUGAAUUUCAAUUACCAGAAUCCAUUCUGUGGUGGCGUUGAAGGAAUUCUGGGGGCAUACAGAAACUGUAUUCCUCAAGUGCAACUCCAUGGCCCCACCAACUUUGCACCAAUAAUUAACAGAGUCGCAAGAGAUGCAUCAGGAUUUAUGAAUGGUUCCAAUUUUUUUGUUUUAUUGAUAAUAACUGACGGUAUCAUCUCGGACAUGGAUUUUACUAAAGUUGCUGUUAUCAAUGCUAGCAAACUACCAAUGGCUAUCAUUAUCGUGGGAGUUGGUAAUGCUGAUUUUUCAGCCAUGGAAGAGCUGGAUUCUGAUGACAGUCUCUUAAGUCAUGGAAGCAUAGUGGCAGACCACGAUAUUGUUCAGUUUGUACCAUUUAAUGAAAUUGUUCACCGCUCAGGCAACAGAGAUAUGGGGGCAAUCCAAGCUCAACUUGCUAAAGAAGUAUUAGCGGAGAUUCCAGACCAGAUAGUUACCUGGACAAAAUUACAUGGUAUAAAGCCGAGUACCCGGCCCCCUCCCUAUUGUGCUGUACAGAGUGGCUCAGUGUAAACACACUAAUUCAUAAUCUUAGAUCAAAAAUGAGGUGGGUGUUCAAAUCUGUCUCUCUGUAUUUUUCGCUUGUGUCUGUUGGUAAGGCACAGUGUCUACCUGUCUCUCUUCACCCAAGAACAACAAGGGAUAGCUGGUGGUUUGUUGUGAAUUGGAAUUGUAUCACUACUCUGCAAGAAAUUCUCUUUUGAAAGCAGAACAUUUUGAAUGUUGGGAUGUGUGCCAUAUUGAAUCCAAUGAACAGGGUAAUAACAUUUAGUCCAUUGUAAAUAAUUUUUUGUUGUUAUGCUGGCAGGCAUGGCAACUAGUAGAUAAUAUACAGUCAGAAGCAACAUAAGCAGUCUAGGCAACCAGCUACGUAACCUCUUCCAGCCAUGCAUAGUUGCAAGAUCGUGGAUGUUACCACUAGUAUUACUGUCAACUAGUUGAAUUAAAUCGUUUUUUAAAGGUGGCAUAAACUUAUCUUAACUAGCCACUAUUGAAUUUUAUAAAUCUGUUUUAUAUAUUAUUAUUAAAUUAAUCAUUUUUAAGGAAUAAAAAGCAAAAUUUAUGGUGUAUAGAUGACAAUUUCUCUUUUGUAAAGGCUAUAUAAAAUGAAUGGAGCACUUUCUCAGAACAUUUGAAUGUCUAUCAGAGCAGUCUUUAACAACUGCUUCAUGGUAUUGCAGCUUGGUCAUUUAUGCUAUAAGUUUCCCUCGCUUGAAGGUCGUGCUGGGUCUGGCCAGGUGAGGAUGAUAUUAGAUCAUUGUAUCAUGUCUUUAUCCCUGCUCAUGGGUAUAACUUUGUUUAUUCUUAUGUGUAAUGUUGCUUUUGUCUGCCAUUGUGUUUUGAAUCCCUGCUAGUACAGUAUAUUAGCCUUCCAAUUUGGUUAAUGAUCAAAGGGCGGAUUUAGAGGAGGGACCAGACCCUUUGGAAAGUUAAAAAAGAAAGAAAAAAAGGAAAAAGAAAUAAUUGAUUAGCUAAAAUGCCUCAGAGGUUAUUUUCGGGCGUUUAGAAAACAACAAAUUUGUGGGGGAUUGCCCCUAGAUAAGUAUUGUCUUGAUCGCCCCCACUUUCAGACAUCUCUUAAUCCGCCCCGAUGAUUGUGUUGCAUUGAGUGGUCAGUGAUAACAAAAUAUUUCGAUCUAAUAUCAGAGAUCUUUAUCAACUGACUUCUAGUUAAUAUUGUGGCCUAGUAUAAUGACAUCUUUUCUAGCAAAGAAGCUAAAGCGUAAAGCCAGACAAACAAGCAAAUCAUCAACAUAAGAGCGAUAAAGCCACACAUGAAUUCUCUAAUCUGUACAUUGACUUAAUACAGUCCUCACCUUGCUGGGAACCACACAACCUCUGUCUUGAAACCUGAUGAAAUUCUUUCAAGAUUUAUUUAUUGUGGAAAUUGUGUGUGGAGAAAAAACUUUUUCAUUGUGAAUAGUGGCCUUUGAUACUUUGUUGGUACAAAUUUUAUUUAAUUUUAUUAUAAUCUUUUAAAAUUUAACAUCAAAAGAAAUGAUUUGGAAGAAAUAACUUGGUUUUAAUUAAUUGUGUAUCUAACUUAAUGUAUUCGAAAUGGUUUAAUGCAAUAAAUACAAUACAGUUUUUUUUGGUUUUUUUUAAUCAUAAAUGAACAAAAAUGCCUUUUGUAUUGAAAAGUUGUGUAUAUAUAUUCUUAGAUUAUAUAAUAAUAAGAGAUUUUUGUAGCUUAGUAUGGCCCAAAAUUGUGUGGAGAUUUGGAUUGUUCAGGCCUGUUUGACAGGAUUAAAGAGUGCCACUGCUGGUAAUAAUGUCAUUAACAUAUGUUUCUUCUUGUAUAAAGGAGAAGAGGAGUUGCAUGUUGUCUCAUGUCAUUGCAGGUUUCCAUUUACCAAGGUAAUAAUGUAAUUUCCUUGGCAAUUUUUGUAUAAAGCAGUAUACAGUAUAUAAUGUAAUAUGUAAAGUUAAAUAAAUACAUUGUGCCAUACAUGCACAAACUUGUAAUGUUUUACCAUGUCUGCUGAUUAAUCUUAAAUGAGAUAAUUCGUGUUGUACAUAAUAAUUAACAAAUACGAUAGACUCCAGUUAUAGACAUGCCAUCAUGUUGACGUGCUUGAAUUUUUAAAAGCAUUUGAGGGUCUGUUAGAGAAUAUAGAUUAUGUUACAUAAACAAGUUCAGGAUUUUCAAUUUCAUUAGUAAUAUACCAUGGAUAAAUGUUAGCCUGUAAUGAUAUGUGAUGUCAAAUGUCACAUUUUCUAAAAGAUAAUAUAAAAUUGUGUAUGCCUCAAAUAGCUGAAAAAAUUUAAAUUGAACAAAAUGUAAUUCUACUGGAGUGGAACAUAAAACAAUGUGUUGAGAAUGAUGUUGCUUCCAUUAGAUUUGUUUAAAUUUUGGUGGGGGGGUAUUCGAUGGAGGCGUUUAUUCCAAAUAAGCCUCUAAAGAGGGUGUAUAUUCAAAGUGGGGCGCAGUGGCGUAACGAUGGGGCCGGCGCCCUGUGGCUUUCUGAAACUGGGGGCCCAUUUUGGUCUCCGCCGUCACUGGGUAUAAUAUGAUAUAUGCUCUACAGUCGAUUUCAGAGAAACAUUAUGGUGUUAUGUAUGAACAAAGUCCUUUUUGGUCAGGUGCUAGACGAACCUAUGGGUAGGGCCCCUUCGGGGCCCUUACUAGUCGGAGGCCAGCGGACCGCUAAAUGAGAGCGUAUAGGCGUUACGCCACUGGCGGGGCGUUAUCUAAGUAAAUACGGUAAAAGGAAUUAUUUUGUAAUAUCUGAAUGAGUUUUGUUAAUACAGUAUUAGUGUUUUAUAUUACAGUAUCACUCAUCCCAUAGAUUCAUAUACUUUAUACUGUAUCAUUUAUCUUGCCUAAAGUACUUUCCUAUGUGGUUCUAUUUUUUUGGGUUUUUUUAAAGUGUUAUCUCUUAAUUGACAAGUACAGUAAUCGUAUUUUGUAUAUCUGUAUUUUUAAUAUUAAAUAUAUUUUGUCAUUUUAUUUUA